AUGUGCAUUCUCCUUUCUUUGUCCCUUUCGCUCAGGGUAACACAUAUUUUUUUGCAUACCUACUAUCAUAUACUUUUUACAUACUCUCCAACAACGUACACAUAUUACUUAAGCAAAAUAAAAAUGCGCGCCAUAGUGGUAAAAAGCUGGCUCAAGAACCCAAGCGAUAUGGAGGUUAGGGAUGUGCCGGCGCCGAUACCAAUGGAGGGCGAGUUGCUCGUAAGGAUAGACUCAGCUGGGGCCAACUUUUUUGACAUUCUGAUGGUUCAGGGCAAGUAUCAGUUCAAACCGCUAUUUCCAUUCACUCCUGGAGCAGAGUUCUCAGGCACAGUAGUGCGCGUAGCGGACUCGGUCAACAGCACACAGUUUAAGGUCGGAGACCGCAUAUUUGGGUCAAACCCAACGGGCGCCUACGCCGAGUACAUUGCGGUUCCGGCGCUGCAGUGCUUCCACAUUCCGUCUACCCUAAGCUUUGAGCAAGCAGCGGGCUCGCUUGUAUUGCGUGCCCAGGUGAUGCCAGGUGACUGGGUACUUGUGCAUGCGGCCGCGGGUGGCGUGGGCAUUGCGGCUGUGCAAAUUGCCAAGGCACUAGGCGCUAGGGUUAUAGCAGCAGUAGGCAGCGCGAGCAAGUUUGAUGUUUGCUGGGCCCAGGGUGCCGACCAUUGUAUUAACUACCGCGAGCCAGACUGGACCAACAAAGUUCUCGACUUGACCGACGGCAUGGGUGCCAAUGUGGUCUUUGACCCCGUGGGGCUAGUUGAAAAGUCACUCAAGUGUGUGGCGUGGAAUGGCCGUGUUGUUAUUGUGGGCUUUGCCGCGGGCUCUAUUGAAAAGAUUUCUGCCAAUCGCAUUCUGCUCAAGAAUGUCGCUGUCACCGGCGUGCACUGGGGAGCAUACGUUUUGAACGAGCCUGAGAGAAUCCCUGAGGUCUGGGAUGCGCUGUUCAAAAUGGCUGAGGAGAGAAAGAUCAACCCUGUUGUAUACACGCCAGUGUACCAUGGCCUCGAAAGUGUCAAGAAUGCGCUCAAAGCCAUUGCUAAUCGCGAGACAUACGGAAAGGUGGUUGUCAAGCCGUCUGUAAUAUCUUCGAAACUCUGAAACUCUAAAACUUUAAAACCAAUAUAUAUGUUACUUUUUUUAUAAUUUUAGUAUACCGAAUGAAUUGAUGCGCG
This is a messenger RNA of Kickxella alabastrina, 1172 nucleotides long. RefSeq lists its product as uncharacterized. Gene Ontology annotation, molecular function: zinc ion binding; oxidoreductase activity. Gene Ontology annotation, cellular component: mitochondrion. The transcript has 2 exons. The record is from RefSeq and is a predicted model, not a curated record. NCBI's taxonomy places the organism in Eukaryota, Fungi, Kickxellomycota, Kickxellomycetes, Kickxellales, Kickxellaceae. Bases 124 to 1098 code for a protein of 324 amino acids.